AUGCAUCCGCAAAUGCAAACUCUACUACUUCUGCAAAUGCAACUGUCGUUGCAAAUGCAACUACAAUUGCUACUGCACAGCAAACUUCCAAUGUUCCAACAACUGCUCUGGAAAAAACAAAUGCACCUUCAGCAAUUGCAACUGCGAGAGAAACAUCCGUGUAAAUGCAACUACAAUCGUAUAUUUACUGCUAUUAUUACGGCAAUUGCAACUUUAAAUGCAACUGUAACAGCAAAAGCAACUGCAGCUGCACUAGCAACGGCAACUAAACAUGCUACUGCCACUGCAACUGCGCAUUCUACUGCAACUGCAACUGAAACUGCAAAUAGAACUGCAUCUGCCACCUCAACUGCAAUUACAACUGUAAAUGCAACAGCAAAUAUACAGGCAACUUUAGGUAAACUAGCAACUGCCACUGAAACUGCAGAUUCAACAGGAUCUGCUACUGCAACUACACAUGCAACUGCACAUGAAACUUUAAAUAAAUCUGCAAAUGCGAGGGCUACAGCAACGAACACUGCACAAACAACUGCUAUAGCUACUGUACAUAAAACUGCAAUUGCAACUACAGCAUCACAUUCAACCGCAACUAAGAUUACAUGUGUAACUGCAAAUGCACAUGUUACUGCAACUAGAACAACAACUGCGACUGAAACAGCAACUACACAUGCUAUAGUAACUGCAACUAGUGCAACUGCAACUGCAACUGCCACUGCAAUUGCUACUGCUACUUCUUCUGCAUCUACAUUUGCAACGGUAACUGCAAAUGCCACUACAAAUGCUACUUCACAGAAAACUGCCAAUGUACAUGCACCUGCUACUCCAAAUGCACAUAAAACUGUCACUGCGCAUGCAACUAAACUAGCACAUGCAACUUCUUAUAAAACUGCCACUGGAAAUACAACAGCAUUUGCCACUGCAACUUUUACUGUAAAUGCAACUGCUAAACAACAUGCUACUGCAACUACACAUACAAGUAAACAUUUAACUGCAACUAAAACUGCAUAUAAAAAAGCGUCUGUAAAAGCUACUUUAUCUCUAACUGCAACUCCACGUUUUACUUUAACUGCAAUUGCAGCUGCGACUGCAAAUAAGACUGCAACUAAAACUGCAAUUGCCCAUGACACAGCAACUAUAAUGACAACAGCACAAUUAACUGCAACUUUAACUGCACAUCUACACAGCAAAGAAACUAAAACUGCAAAAGUAACUACUAUUACACAUAAAACUGCUACUGCAAAUGCAACUGUAAAUGCAGCUAAACAUGAAAGUAGAAAUAAAAUUGCUAUUGAUACUGCACAUAUACCUGCAACAGCAACUGCUGCUACAAUUGAACAUGCUAGUGUAACUAAACAUUUCACUAAAACUCAAAAUGCAAAGUUAACUGCAACUGCAAAACAACAUGCGAUUGCAACUGCAUAA
This is a messenger RNA of Polistes canadensis, 1422 nucleotides long. RefSeq names its product platelet binding protein GspB-like. Bases 1 to 1422 code for a protein of 473 amino acids. NCBI's taxonomy places the organism in Eukaryota, Metazoa, Arthropoda, Insecta, Hymenoptera, Vespidae. The transcript has 6 exons. The record is from RefSeq and is a predicted model, not a curated record.